This is a messenger RNA of Physeter macrocephalus (sperm whale), 1211 nucleotides long. Its product is annotated as ankyrin repeat domain-containing protein 35-like. The coding region runs from base 804 to 1124 and encodes 106 amino acids. NCBI's taxonomy places the organism in Eukaryota, Metazoa, Chordata, Mammalia, Artiodactyla, Physeteridae. The transcript has 5 exons. The record is from RefSeq and is a predicted model, not a curated record. Gene Ontology annotation, molecular function: protein binding.
AACAAACAUGUAAACAUAUAAUGGAAAAUACAGAGAGCUGGCUGCUAGACGACAUAUCAGUAUUAGAAAUGUGUUGCACACAAGAGGCACACUUUUUUAGGUGAGGUUGGAGGGAUUUUAAAAGUUUACAGAAAAAAAAAAGUCUUGAGGGGCCACCAAGUGUGAGAGGAGGCAUUCCAGGGAGGAUUAAUCACCAGUCGGGAAGGGAAUUGUAGUCGAUUAGAGCAGCCUGAGCAUUAGACUGUUUAUGAAAGUAGUGAGAGAUGAGACUUGAACAGGCAGAGUGCAGCUCCUGAUGAGCCUAGUAAACCACGUUAAGAACUCUGAACUUUCCUGUAGGCUUUCAUAUGCAUUUGAGUGUGCUCUCUCUGGCUGAAGGGAGGAGAAAAGAGAGACGGGUAGACUGACUGUUCAAGCACGAAUUGCUGAGAAUCUGAAUUUAAAGGGCAGUGGAAAUAGUGAAGGCAGUUUUGGGAGUAUUUUUGUGGAAGGGAAUGCUUAGAAUAAAAAAAAAUCGCUCCUCUCCCUGUGCCCUUUUCUAACGUAGAGGUGCGUUGGGAUAUUAGGCCUGGUCCCCUUUCUUCACGUUGCGGUGGGUCGUGCAUCAUCCACGCUCAGUCCUUCGCUCGGCACUACAAUCUCCUCCCGUUUCCAGACUGCUCUCUUCAAAUCCUUCUUUGUGCCUGGGUUUUUGGCCGUGGAAUGGGGGGAGGAAGCAGAGCGGCAGAAGAGUCCGGUGGGUUCAGGAACCUGUGACCCUGCUCUCCGCGCGUCCCCGUCCCCCCGUGGCCCCGGCCCCGGCCAUGAAGCGCAUCUUCUCCUGCUCCAGCUCACAGGUGGCGGUGGAGAGAUGGAACCGCCGUGAUCAGAAGCUUCUGGAGGCAGUGCGGCGGGGGGACGUGGGAUGCGUGGCUGUCCUCGCCUCCAGGAAAUCUGCCCGACCCACCAAGCUAGACUCGAACGGCCAGUCCCCGUUUCAUCUGGCAGCCUCCGAAGGCCUGACAGAAUGUCUGACUAUACUACUUGCAAAUGGGGCUGACAUCAACAGCAAGAAUGAGAAUGGUACCAGGCACUUGAGGAACAGGAAUUUCUGGCCCCUUGUGGCUGAGAGCCUCUCUCUCUAAUCUCCCUCUGAUUAACCGUGCGUCUCUUGCCUUCCCUCCCUGUGAGUCAUCGGUAUGCAUGGGGCCACCCACCCUCCCUCUCCCCUU